Molecule: messenger RNA, 2775 nt
Organism: Linum trigynum
Lineage: Eukaryota; Viridiplantae; Streptophyta; Magnoliopsida; Malpighiales; Linaceae
Source: the annotation of a GenBank genome assembly
AUUUACAUAUUUGUUGUUAGAGGAUAGUUUUAAAGGUAUUUAUAAUAUUGCCACCAUAGUUUAGCCACUAAAAGUCAAUUUUCUUGUAGUGGGUGUUUGGAUAUACUCGGUUAGCUGGAUGGAUAAGCCGAGUUGGAUUCGAGUUUGGGAGGCGAAGAUCCCUCCGAAGUUGAAGGUGUUUGUUUGGCAAAUUCUUAAUCGGGCUCUGCCGAUUACGGAGGCGCUUAUUGAGAAAAAGGUCCAGGUGCUACCUCGGUGUCCAGUUUUUUUGGAUGGCCCGGAGACAAUGGAACACAUGUUCCUUUAUUGUCCGGUUGCGCGGGCCCUCUGGGAUUAUUCUGGGCUGGAAUACUUGGGGGAGGGGUUGCCUCGACAUACUUUUCCUUUGUUUCUCAAACGUCUGUUGGGUUUGAUCGAUCAACCGUCAGUGGUUAUGGCUGUUGUUGCCAUCUUUUGGAGGAUCUGGCGAUCUCGGAAUUGGGUAGUCUUUGAAUGCAAACAAUUUGGGAUCCCGGCGCUCAUGCGACAGUUUAACCAACAGUAUGAGGAAUGGGUGGGUCUACCAGCGGACCAGGCACCUAGGCCUCAAAUCCCGAUAAUGCAAUCUCCAACGCAAGUGGGUGAUUCCCAUUUGGUUUGCAUGUGGGACGGAGCUACUAAGGGUGUGUCACAUUCGGCUGGUGGGAUGGUUCUUUUUGACCCAGCGCGGACUCUCCUUCUGGCUAGAGGGGUCCAGUUUUCUCAAAUGGAUGAUCUUGUAGUGGUGGAAUUGCUUGUGCUUAGGGAAGCGAUUAUUUGGUGUGUGGAGCAAGGUUUGUCGGAGGUCCAUUUUGAGGGCGAUGCAAAGGUGAUUAUUGACAAAAUUAAUCAAGCCGACACAAGAGAUAGCAAGUUGGAUGCUGUUUUGGAAGAGAUUGCUCAUUAUUUUCGUACUCAGCCUGGUUUUAGUGUGCGUUUUGUAGGUCGGGAGAACAAUAGGGUAGCUCAUUUGGUAGCUAGGAAAACCCUAUCUUUGUAUCCGACUAUGAGUCGCUUCUUUGAUUUCCAGACCUGGCUGGUUUCCAGGGUGUAACUGUCUAUUUUUUCGAUCAAUACAUGAUAUCUUUUGACAAAAAAAAGGUGUUUGGAUAAAACGGAAUCAAACGUGCAAUCUUUCAUGUGGGAGAAGGCUCGAAUGAAAUAAAGGUAGAUGCCCGCCCACGAUCAAUAUGGUUUUGAUCGAUACAGAGCUAAACUUGAGCUUGGAAUCCACCAAAGCUCUCAAAAGUAUGCAACUUGCACAAAACCAAACGGUUUCUUUUUUAUUCAACAUAGUCUACUUUACAAUGUGAAUUGAAAGGUAUUUAAAGACAAUAAAAACCUAAUACAAACCCAUAGAACUAGGGCAAUAAAUAUGGUAAAAACAAACCCUAAAAAGAACACAAAAUUCGGCCACAAACUCUCUUUCUUCAAGCACAAGUAAGCUGCCUUUUAGCACAAGCAAACUGCCAGAAAAACAGUUUUCGUACUAACUUCGUGUCAUUCGUUCGAGGCGUUCCAGAAUUCCAAUCCUUCAUGCAAUUCCUUCCCUUGAUAGACAAACAUACCUAUUUUCAUGCCGUGGAAACCUUUGUACUUGAAUCACGUCCAUGCUCUUCGAAUCGAGCUCCAAAGUAGGCUUCACAAAACAGUUUUCUGACAGACAAAUUCUGCCAGUUUUCAGCUUUCCCGAUAACAACUUUAGACGCUUGGAAAAUGACCGUAUGGACUUUCUCUUGGGCUACCAAGCAUACCACCGUGUAGAUAAUCUUCUUACCUUCAAAACAAUCUAUCAAACUCAAAUUUUCAUUGAGCCAAUUGUGAGAACCAAGCCUCCAAAGUAGGCCACCUGAAACAGUGAAAAUACUUAACCAAAACUUAAUGUUCUUCAAGAAGUUUGAGUUUGCUUCCAUUUCAAGUAAUUGUGACUCGUAUAUUGGUCCAAUUUGGAUCAUAUCACCCUCCCUCAAAUUGAUGUUUGGUACGUAACAUCAAUUUGCCAGAUAGGUACUAGUGUCUACUUGAAGAUACAACCUUAGUGAGAAUGUCUGCAAUCUGAUCUUCAGUAUUCAGAUAGCUAAUAUGUAUAAUUCCCUCUGCCACCAGCUGACGGAUAUAAUGCACAUGAACUUCUAUGCGCUUAGUUUGAUCAUGCAGGACGAGGUUGAUGGCUAUCUGAAUUGCACUCGUGUUGUCUCCAUACAGGCGCAUAUGCAUUCUACAAGCAACACCAAGCUCAAGAAACAAUCUCUGCAGCCAGACCAUCUCGGAACUAACCUCAGACAUGGACCUAUACUCUGCCUUAGUAGAUGAUUUGGACACCCUUUCCUAUUUACGACACCGCCAUGAUACAAAGGCUUUGCCAAACCGAAUACACCAUCCAGAAGUAGAUCUCCGUGUAUCCAAACAUCCAACAUAUUCUGCAUCUGCAAAUGCCUCAAUCACUGCCUCCCCUCCUACAGGGAAGAAAAGUCCAACCUCUAUAGUAUGCUUGAGAUACCUAAGAAGCCGAUGGACUGCAUCCAAAUGAGUAGUACGCGCCAUGCCCACAAAUUGGCUCAAAACCUGAACGGUGUAGGCAAUAUCUAGCCUAGUAUACGUGAAGUAGAUAAGACUACUCACAACACUGCGAUAAAAAGUCUGGUCAUCAAGAAGAUCCCCAUUAGAACGACUCAGCUUCAGGUUCUGUUCCAUGGGAGUAGCACACCACUUGCAAUCUGCAUACUCUAUGGCCGCCAAUAAGCCGGUGAUAUACUU